UUUCUCAGUAGGCUGGAAACCACAUUACUGCUUCCUCUUUGUAGUUAGAGCACAAUAUUUGUCACCCAGCUUCCAAGCAACUUCAUUGACGCCGCCCGGAGAGGCCUCAACUGGUCCAAAUGGCACGCAUCCCACACAUGGCAUCUUUCUUUCUCUUUCUGACUAAGCUCAGCAUUGGCCAGAGAGAAGUAACAGUUCAGAAAGGACCACUGUUUAGAGCUGAAGGUUACCCUGUCAGCAUUGGCUGCAAUGUAACUGGCCACCAGGGCCCUUCUGAGCAGCACUUCCAGUGGUCUAUUUACCUGCCGACAGCCCCAGAACAGGAAAUCCAGAUUGUUAGCACCAAGGAUGACAGCUUCUCCUAUGCACGGUAUGCACAGCGAGUGCGAAGUCGGGAAAUCUAUGUGGAGAGGGUCCAGGGCAACUCAGUCUUGUUAUACAUCUCAAAGCUCCAGAUGGAGGAUGCCGGCGAGUAUGAGUGUCACACACCCAACACUGAUGGAAAAUACUUUGGGAGUUACAGUGCGAAGGCUAAUCUAACUGUUAUUCCAGAUACUCUCUCGGCCACCAUGAGUUCUCAGACUCUGAAUAAGGAAGAAGGUGAGCCGUUAGAACUUACCUGUGAGGUAUUCAAAGCCACAGCUCAACAUACCCACCUCUCUGUCACCUGGUAUGUGAUGCAGGAGGGAGAAAGAAGCCAAGACACCAAGAUUAUUUCCCUCUCCAGAGAUUUCAUGCUGAUCCCUGGGCCCUCAUACACAGAGAGAUUUGCAGCAGGUGAUGUGCGGCUCGACAAGCUUGGGGCCACUACCUUCAGACUGUCCAUAGGGAGACUCCAGCCCUCAGAUCAAGGCCAGCUGUUCUGCGAGGCAAUGGAAUGGAUUCAGGACCCAGAUGAAACCUGGACUUUUAUUACUAAAAAGCAGACAGAUCAAACAACAUUGAGGGUCCAGCCUGAAGUGAGAAAUUUUCAAGUCAACAUGACAGCUGAAAGCACGUUUGCUGAAGGGAAACCUUUGGAACUGGUCUGCGUGGUGGUGGGCAGCAGCCGGGAUCCCCAGCUUCAGGGCGUUUGGUUCUUCAAUGAUAUUGAAAUUGCCAGCGUUAAUGCUGGUGGAGUACUGGGCCUGGAGAAAGGCUACAAAGAAAGAGCAAGUCAAGGACAGCUGCAAGUUUCAAAGUUAAGCUCCAAGGCUUUUUCUCUCAAGAUCUUCUCUGCGGGCCCAGAGGAUGAAGGCGCCUACAGAUGUGAGGUGGCAGAGAUGGCGAGAGCUCGGAUGGGCACCUGGCAGGUGCUGCAGAAGAAGCAGUCACCAGACAGCCAUGUGCACCUAAGGAAGCCCACAGCAAGGAGUGUGGGCGUAUCUACCAAGAACCAGCAGCAGACAGUGUGGGAAGGAGAGGCGCUAACCCUCCUCUGCAAGGCAGAUGGAGCUGAAAGUCCUCUGUCGGUGAGCUGGUGGCACUUCCCAGUGGACCAGACACAGCCAGAGCUCGUGGCUGGCCUGGGGCAGGAUGGCACCAUGCAGUUGGGUCCCUCCUAUGGGGGACCCAGUAACCAUGGCAACAUAAGGCUGGAGAAGGUAGACUGGGCUACCUUCCAGCUGGACAUCACCUCCACUGCCGUCACUGACAGUGGGAUUUACGAGUGCAGAGUGUCUGAGAGGACCCGGAGUCAGGCCAGAGAUCUGAGCUGGUCUCAGAAGAUUUUGAUCACUGUAAAAUCUCUGGAAUCAAGUUUACAAGUGACUCUGAUGAGCCGUCAACCGCAAGUGAAAUUAGCUGACACCUUUGACCUGUCCUGCAUAGUGAGCGCUAAUUACUCUGAUCUCAAGGUACCACUCACCUUGACGUGGCAGUUUCAGCCGGCUGGGUCUCAAGACUUUCAUCAGCUUAUUCGAAUCACCCAUAAUGGUGCCAUUGAAUGGGGGAACUUCCUAUCCCAGUUUCAAAAGAAGACGAAGGUUUCACAGUCUCUGUUUCGUUCUCAACUACUCAUCCAUGAUGCCACAGAGGAAGAGGCAGGCAUGUACCAGUGUAAAGUAGAAGUUUAUGACAGAAAUUCCCUGCGCACGAACAGCCCUCCGAAGGCUACUGCUGUCUCUCAUCCAUUGAGAAUAGCCAUCACUUUACCAACGAGCAAGCUAAGAGUGAAUCUAAGCAGUCAAGUCCAGGAGCUGUUCAUCAACUCCAACGCUGAGAUAGAAUGUAGCAUCUUGUCCCUGUCCACAGGAAACCUUCACUUAGCUAUUAUUUGGUACUUUUGCCCCAUUUCCUCUAAUGAAUCCUGGCUGAAGAUCCUGGAAAUGAACCAAACCAAUGUCGUAAAAUACGGGGAUGAAUUUCAUACCCCAAAGAGAAAACAAAAAUUUCACACCGAGAAAGUUUCCCAGGGCUUGUUUCAGCUGCACAUUCUGAAUGUGGAUGAUGGAGACCAGGGCAGAUAUCACUGCACUGUGGAGGAAUGGCUCUUGUUGACGAACGGCACUUGGCACAAGCUUGGAGGAGAGAAGUCAGGACCAACGGAAUUGAAACUCAAGCCCACAGGAAGUAAGGUGCGAGUCUCCAAAGUGGGCUGGACAGAAAAUGCUACUGAGCACAGGGAGGUAGCCAUCCGCUGCAGCCUGGAGAGUUCAGGCAGCUCGGCCUCCCUCUUCUCAGUCAUGUGGUACUGGUACGGAGAAAAUUCUGAGAGUAAAAUGCUGGUGCAUCUGCAGCAUGAUGGCUUGCUGGAGUAUGGUGAAGAGGGGCUCAGUAAGCACCUGCACUGUUACCGGUCCUCCCCUACGGACUUUGUCCUAAAGCUCCACCGGGUGGAGAUGAAAGAUGCUGGAACGUACUGGUGCAAGGUGGCAGAAUGGCAGCUACAUGGAAACCCAAGCAAGUGGGUCAGUCAAGCGUCGGAUGAGUCACAGCCCAUGGUGCUCAAGGUGCUGCGUUCAGAGGCCACAUUUCCUUCCAGGAUCUGCUCUUCGGUACCUUUACUCUACUUCCUGUUCAUCUACCCCUUCGUCAUGUUCAUUCUUCUGCUCCUUUGCCUCCUCUGCUUAUACUCCAAGGCCAGGAAGUUAGCAACACUGAGUUCAAAUGCACGGAAAGAAAAGGCUCUCUGGGUGGACUUGAAAGGGGCUGGAGACAGGACCAGGAACAACAGAAAUGAAGAGGAAGAUGGAGAGGAAGACAACUGAAUCCUGGAAGAAACCCAAGGCCUGAUGGAAAAGAGUGUAGACUUUUGGACUGAGUGACCAGGCCAUGAAUGAAUCUAGUUCUUUUCUUUACUGUGUCUGCAGCUUUAGGCAAGUUACCUGAGUGUUAGAGGGAACAUUUACUGAGCACUUAUGGGUGCCAAAAAAAAAAACCCAAACCCGUUGCUGUCAAGUAGAUUCCAACUCAAAGCGACCCUAUAGGACGGAAUAGAACUGCCCCAUAGAGUUUCCAAGGAGUGCCUGGUGAAUUUGAACUGCCAACCUUUUGGUUAGCACCUGUAGCACUUAACCACUCUACCACCAGGGUUUCCUUCUGGGUGCCAGACCCUCUUAAUCGUGUCUUUGUGUAUGAUCUCAUCUACCCCCUUUUUUUUUUUUUAACCCUUGCAUCCCCCACCCCCCAUCAUGAGCUAGAUAGUAACAGUAUCUCGUAUUACUUUGCCACACCUCGUGGAGGUUCACAUUUCUCAUCCGGAAGAGGUGAGGUACCUCUCUCACGUAGUGGUGUGAAGAUUAAAUGAGAUCUUAGAGGUGAGGCCCUGGAUGGGUUCCCUUCUUCUCUCCUCUCUUGUGCCCCUGUUUCCUCUGGAAACCCUGUGAGUGGUCCUGUCACACAGGCUCUAGGUAAUCUUUUUCCUCUGGAUAAGAGGCGUAGGAAAGGACCUGAUGUCAGCAAGGCAAAAGGAAUUGGGAAUAUGCUCCUAUUUACAUCAGUUCAGCUUCCCCAACACGAAUGCACCUUCCUAUGGGAAAAUGGCAGAGCUGAGUAGUUGCCACAGAGAUGGUACAGCUCACAAAGCCUAAAAUAUUUACGAUGUGGCCCUUUGCAGAAAAGCUUUGUUAUUCUCUGCUCUAUUUUAAUGGUUAACAUUCUGUCUGUCUUAGCUUCCGGGCGGAGGGGGUUGGGGGACAGUGGGGAAGAAGGCAGAAUUCCAUUUUCUUCCCCCAUCCCAUCUACAAACGCUCACUCAAGAUUGGGCUCUGCACAGUAGGUGCUUAAUCAACAUUGGUUCUUUGACAAAACAAUAAAACAUUUUGUAGCCUGAGUUUUUUGGUUCUAUAAGACUUAUUAAAUCAGUGCUGAAGGAAACCUUUUUUUUUUUUUUUUCGUUUCAUGCCAUACUGUUCUAGCUGGCCCUCCAAGGUUGCAUAUCUUCCUUUUGUCCCCCCACCAAAAAGUCCAUCCGCUUCCUGUUUCUUCUCAGUACUAAUUGCCAUCCAAUCGAUACUGACUCACGCUGACCCCGUGUGCGUCAGAGUAGAAGCGGUGCUUGAUAGGGCUCUCGAUGGCUGAUUUUUCAGAAGUAACUCAUCAGGACUUUCUUCCGAGGCAUCUACGGGUUGACUCAAAUCUCCAACUUUUCAGUUAGCAACUGAGCAUGUUAACUGUUUGCACCAUCCAGGGACUCCCUCCUGGUUCUUAGCCGAUGCAUUAGUUUCUUUGACCUGCCAACGCUGAGUAGCAGGAAAGGUAGUUACUGGGGAGAGGAGAAGUUAACAGUGCCAACACUUUCCUAUUCCAGCAGGGGCUAGGGGUUCCAAGGGAGCCAAUGGGUCAAGUCUGGUUCUUCAGCGUCCCCUCUUCUCAGCCAGGAAGUCCAAGAAGUCAUCAUCAUCAUGGCUUAAGGCUUUCAACAACUUGCCCCCCCAGGGGGAUGAUUGUCCCCAUUGGGCUUAAGGCCCCCUCACUUUUGUUUCCAAAGCUGCUCAGGCCCUGUUGUAGCCAGAAUUGUAAAUCAAUCGGUGCUACCUAACAGACUUGAGAAAACACAUCUGUUUGUUGUCUAUGUGACCAGCAGGAUUGCUUUAACACUAGGUAAUUUGCAUUUCCAAAGAGAACAAUUUAUUUUUAAUUAUUUUAUCAGGCACACACGUCCUCUCCAAACAUAAUUAGUUCCUUUGCAAGGGGAUUAUUGGUGGCUAUAAGAACUCCCACUAUAGACCUACUGGUUCCUUAAAUUCAUCUCCCUUUACAGCCUCAUCUGAAACGCCAAAUGUUUCUUAAACAUGUCAACACAUUUGUUUCUGCUCUCCCAUGUAAAGGGGCAGACAACAAAGCUAAAAUUAAGACUUCUUAAGAAAAUAUGAUGGCCCUUCUUAUCGCAUUUUUUUUUUUUUUUUUUUUAGAAAACUCUAUUUUAAUUGGGAUUUUGAAGAGGAAGGGAAACAGAACUGGCAUCCUUGCCAAAGAAUCAUAGAUUCUGGUGCUGCCCUCUGCCUGGAGUACCCUUUCCCCGAAGCCCUCACACCUCUUGUAACCUGGAUCCCACGUUUCUGCUCUUAGCUCAAACACCACUUCUUUAUGUUUGAAUCCAGGAGAGAUUGCACAGAGGAGACACUCAAAUAUGGAGAUGCUCCAGUCAGAGCAAAGCACGGAAAUUAUUUCCCAGUGAGCUUCUCCUGAGGGCCAAGCACUGUGAUAGGUGCGAGGACUCCAGUGGUGACUUGAGCAGACAGAACCCCAAUCCCUUGGGAUUAUAACCUGGCUUGUUCUGGAUGCUCUGCUUUCAUUAAUGGAAUUUAGAGAACAUUAGAUUUUCUAAGCAGCCACAUCACACUAUUUGGCCCAUAGUGAGUUUUCAGGCAACUAAAACCCCUAAAGUCUUAUUUUUUCCUUUUUUGAACUUCCAGAAUCAAAUUUAUUGCAAUACAAUUCAAUGGACAUUUUACAUGAAACCACCCUUCUCUCCAAUUACAUACUUGUUCAUUUCACAUUUUGAACCUUAAUGGAGAGUUGUACUUUCGUUGAUUUCAGCUUUUCCAUUCUAUCUCGCCACCUAGUUUACUUUCAGCAUCUUUUGUUAUAAAUCCACUUUGGCAACAGGAUAAACCUCUAUUUCAAGGUAUCUAGGAAGCUUUUUUUUUUGCAAGCCAGAAGUCCAAAUUCAAAGUGAAAAUUUUUCUCUCUGUGUUGGCUCAGGGGGAAGAUCCUUGUCAUUAAGCUUCCCGGGUCAAGGAGCUUCUCAGCGCAAAGAAUGGGUCCAAAGAAUGCACUAUCCUCCUGGCACUUGUUUCUUGGUGAUAUGAGGUCCCCAUGUCUAUCUGUUCAUUUUCUCUUUUAUAGCUCAAAAGAGAUUGGUUUAAAACAACCUAAUCUUGUAGACUGAGUCAUGCCUCAUUCAUAUAACUGCCACUAAUCCCAACUCAUUAACAUCAUAGAGGUAGGAUUUAUAACACAAAAUCACAUCAGAUGACAAAAUGGCGGACAAUCACACAACACUGGGAAUCAUGGCCUAGCCAAGUUGACAGAUAUUUUGGGGAGACACAAUUUAAUCCAUGACACAGGGAUUGGCAAACUAUGGUCUAUGGGUGAAAUCCAACCUACCACCUGUUUUUGUAGAUAACAGUUUUAUUGAAACAUAGCGUGCCCACUGGCUUACAUAUUGUCUAUGGCUGCUUUCUCAAUAAAGGGGCAGAGUUGAGUAGUCACAGAGACUGUAUGGCUCACAAAGCCUAAAACAUUUACUAUGUGACUCUUGACAGGAAAACUUUGCUACUCCCUGUUUUUUUUUUCUCUGUUUAAGUGGUUAAAGUUCUCUCUGUCUUAGCUAUCUAUUAUGUUCCUGGAAAACAUGAUCUGAUCUGACCUAUCAUAUCUGAAUCUGUUGUAUCUGAUUUAAUAAACAGCCUUAGGCUCUCAAGAUUGGUGUCUUGUCAAACAAUUCUGAUGUUUGAAUCCUCUCAACCACAGUUCUACCAGAGAUGGGAAACUAAUCCCCUUUGGGGUAGUCCAUUCCAUUGUAUUGAGUAUCUGCUCUGUACAAGAUGAGUUGACACAGAGUUGAAUAAGGCGUGGUCUUUCAUUAUUUUUAGUUUGUGAAGACAUGUACAGAGAUAACUGAUUUGUGGCAAAAGAUGAAUGCAGUGGUAGAAAGUGACGUGUCAUAAAAACUCCCUAUAAUUGUACGGAAUUUGUUCAUCAUCUCAGAGUAUCAUGGCAUCACUGUGGAAAAGAGAUUGUUAUCCUUGUUUUACAGGUGGCAACCAAAGCUCAGAGAGUGAGGGAUUUAUCCAGGAUCACCAGCCCAUAUGCAGAAGAGAAGCAGGUAGGUCCUCUGAUAGCAAGUCCUGGGCUUUUUCCAUAAUAAACACUGUAAUGGAUUGAAUUGUGUCCCCCAAAAAUAUGUGUUGGAAAUCCUAAACUCUAUGCCUGUGGCCAUAAUCCCAUAUGAAUGGGCUGCCUUUGUUAUGUUAAUGAGGCAGAAUUACUGUAAGGCGUAUCUUGAGUUAAUCUCUUUUGAGAUAUAAAAGAAAUUAAACAAGUAAGCUAGGAAGCAGAGAUGGGGGAAGCAAAAUGCCAAGCCACAUGAAGAUCGCCCAGGAUCAUAAGCUCAAAGAGACAAGGACCUUCCUCUAAUGAUAAAUAAAGCCUUCCACUAGAGCUGGUACCCUGAAUUUGGACUUCUAGACUCCUAAACUGUGAGAAAAUAAAUUUCUGUUUGAUUAAGCCACCCAUUUGUGAUAUUUCUGCUAUAGCAGCACUGGAUAACUAAGAAUUUUGUGCCAGAAGAGUAUGAUGCUGCUCUAACAGACACCCAAAAUGUGGAAGUAGUUUUGGAAUUGGGUUAUAGGUAGAGGCUGAGUUUUAAGGUGUCUCAUAGGAAAAGCCUAGAUUACCUUGAAGAGACUGUUGGUAGAAUUAUAAACAUCAAAGGCGAUUCUAGUAAAGGAUCAGAAGGAAGUGAAGAGAGCUAUAGAGAAAGUCUCUGUCAUCUUAGAGAAUACAUAUGGUGCCAGCAACAGAAUGUUGCUAGAAAUGUGAAUCUUAAAUGUGCUUCUGAUGAGACUUUAAAAGAAAAUGAUUAGACAAUGGAGGAAGAGCAAUGCUUUUUAUGCAGUGGCAAAGAACUUGUCUGAAUUAUGUUCAGGUGUGGCCUCCUAGGUUUCAAAGAGUCAGAUCUUCACCAACUCGGUUCUGGAGUGUGGGACUGCUAUUAAGGUGUGCCAGGGGGGUGGGGCCGCUUCCCACAGCUGAGGAGGAGGGGCUGCCAUCUUCAAAGGCCAAAAGAACCGGGAUUGCGGGGGAGGGGGCAAUAGGGUGGGAUCGACACUUAGAAGGUCUAGGAGAAUGGGGCCACCUAAAGCUGAGAGAGCAGAGUUACCAUCCCAGAAGACCUGGAAGGCGGAGCUGAAGCCCGGGGCCACGGGCCUCUGACCAAAAUCCAGAGGACAUGGACAACUACCAGAGUCUGGAGGGUGAGGCCAUUGCCCAGAUCAUCCCAAGGAACAGAGGAUUAUUUUCAAGACUUGGGAGCUAAUGUAAAUUUUUCUUCUGGGUUUUGUACUUGGUUGGAACCUGUUGUCCCUUCUUUCCCUCCAGUUUCUCCUAUUUGUAAUGGAAAUGUCUACUUUAUGCCUAUUCCACCAUUGUACUUUGGAAACAAGCAAUUAACUUGUAGUCUAGAUUUCACAGAUGAAGAGGAAUUUUGCCCCAGGGGGAAAUAUGCUUUGAUUUAGAUGACUCAGAAGAUGAGAUUUUGGUCUUGAAGCUGCUUUAAGACUUUUGGGAUGAUGUGAUGGGGUGAAUGUGUUUUACACGUGUGAAGGACAUGGAUUUUCGGGAGCUGAAGGGUAGAAUAUUAUGGAUUUAAUUGUGUAUCCCAAAAAUUUGUGUUGUAAAUUUCAACUUCUAUGCCUGUGGCUAUAAUUCCAAUUGAAUGGGUUGUCUUUGUUAUGUUAAUGAGGCAGGAUUAUUGUAGGGUGUAUCUUGGGUCAAUGUCUUUUGAGAUAUAAAAGAAAUUAAACAAGCAAGCUAGGAAGCAGUGAUAGGGGAAGUGAAAUGCCAAGCCACAUGAAGAUCGCCCAGAAGCAUAAGCUCAAAGAGACAAGAUCCUCCCUCUAGAGCUGACAGAGAAAGAAAGCCUUCCCCUACAGCUAGCACCCUGAGUUUGGACUUCUAGCCUCCUAAACUGUGAGAAAAUAGAUUUCUGUUUGUUUAAGCCACCCAUUUGUGGUAUUUCUGUUAUAGCAGCACUAGAUAACUAAGACAAAUACUGUGAUCAAUUCCAUUGCCAUGGGGGAAAUCUGGCCAUAAUAAUACCUAUGUCACGUGCUUGUUAUGAUAUCAAAUCAGAUAUUUAUGUGGGAAUAACUGAAACCAUUCAAGUGGCAGCUGGAUGCCAGUGUAAUCUAAGUUUUUCCAUGCCUUCCUGGUCUGUACAUAUACAUGAAAUUAAAUUGACAGUAAUAAUCCAAAUUUGACAGACAAUUUUGCCCUAGGCUGCUUACACAGGAUCUUGGCCAUUUAUAAAUUGUCUUUCAAAUAUUUCUGGUGAUUCCUCAGGAUUCUGGGAAUUCACAUGAGCUCACUAACAAGCCCACUCCCUCUGCUGUGGUUCCUGGCUCUUCUGUUUGGCUCUGCAGGCUCACAGAGCAGCUGGGAUGCCAGAGCACAUAAGAUGCCAAGCAGGACGGUGCCCAGUGGUAAGCAAGGAAAAGUGCCUCACUCUCAUUUUGUCUUUGCAUUACACUCUGUUAUAGGGCUAUGAAUCCAAGAUCGCUUGUGCAUUUGUGUCUCUAAAGACUCCCUUGUGAAAACAGUCCCAUCCUCUUUUUCUUCUGCCCAAUAUCUGUUUUCUCCACUGGGUUCAGAUACCAGCCAGCCUGGGACCAGGCUGGGAGACCAACAUCAUCCCAUCCUCUCCAUUCCUCUUAUCUGCUCCAGGUACCUCUACGCUAACCUGUUAACCACAGACCCCCUUUGCCUCCUGAGGGUAGGUCAUGUACCUUGUGUUUAUGGAGAGGCCCUACCACUUCUCAGACAUGGCCCUGUAGGCUCAGCUGGGAAUUCUGUUACAUUGGUUUUUAAUUUUUACCCCUAGUGCAGUAAUGUGCUAUGGGCAUUUGGAAACCAGAGACAAUGUCACAAAGGAAAUGUCAUUUGAACUGGGAUUUGAAAGUUGGAAAUAUUUUGACAGGAAAGAUGGAGAAAACAGCAGUCUAGACAGAGGACGCCCCAUGAAAACCACAGUGCAGGGAACCAACUUUGGCUUGAUUUAAGUGUCAGAUCUAUGGAGGGGAGCAAUGGGAGUUAAGUCUGGAAAGGUAGUUAGAGCUAGUCUGCUUGAGGGGGGCAGGAGAACAGAUCUUUUCACUUUGGUGGACAAUGGUGAGUCAUGGAACGUUACUUAAUAAGGAAGGAACAGCUGUGGUUUGGGAGAAUUGAAAAAGCAGCAGCGGAAAUGAUGGCUGGGGGUUGGGAUGAGGGCUGUGGUGGUACUAAGGCAAGGCAGGGCAGCUGGCUGGCUGUGAAACUAACUUCCCUUCUUAAUUUGGAGAGUGGAGAUAAUCCCAAUUUUUUUUGAGGGUUUUGAGGAUUGAGCAAGAUUAUCAGAAAGUUUUAAAGAUUGUAUCACACUCAUUGUUGUUGUUAGUUGCUGUUGAGUCAAUUCCAACUCAUGACAACCCUAGGUGUGCAGAAUAGAACUGCUCCAUAGGGUUUUUAAGGCUGUGACCUUUUGGAAGCAGAUUGCCAGGCCUUACUUCCAAGGUGCCGCUGAGUGAGUUUGAACUGCCAACCCUUCAGUCAGUAGUCCUGUGCUUAACCAUUUGCACCGCCAAGGGACCUAUCCAACUCAAAGAGGUAGCUAAUGUAUACCUGUUAAACGCAAUGAUACGGGUUAUAAAUUUCCUCUUUUGUGUUCAGUCGGUAUUUGUUAACCUACUUUUCUACCCAUGAAUGUAGAGAUAAGAGUUACAUCCUUUCACUGUCUUAACUGACUGUCAAAGAUUGAAUUGUGUCCCCCAAAAGCAUCUGUCAACUUGGCUAGACCGUGAUUCCCAGUAUUGUGUGAUUGUCCACCAUUUGUCAUCUGAUGUGAUUUUCCUACUUUUUGUAAAUCCCCUCUAUGAUGUUAAUGAGAUGGGAUUAGUGGCAGUUAUGUUGAUGAGGCAGAACUCAAUCUACAAGAUUAAGUUGUGUCUUAAUCCAGUCUCUUUUUGAGGUAUAAAAGAAAGAAGCAAGCAAAGAGAUGUGGGGACCUCAUACCACCAAGAAAGUAGUGCAGAAGAGUACGUCCUUUGGACCAGGGAUUCCUGCACUGAGAAACUCCUAGACCAGGGGAAAAUUGAUGACAAAGACUCUCCCCCAGAGCCAAUGGAGAAAGCCUUCCCCUGGAGCUGGCAUCCUGAAUUCAGACUUCUAGCCUCCUAAACUUUGAAAGAAUAAUUUUCUCUUCGUUAAAGCCAUCUACUUGUGGUAUUUCUAUUUUAGCAGCACUUUUAGAUAACUAAGACACUGGCUUUCUGUUUACCUUAUCUUUUUGAUAUUGCUUGUAAAUUUAAUUUACUUUUUAGAAAUUUGAAGUCCCACCAUGCUGCCUCUGAAUCCAAGGCUCCUCCUGGACCAGCUCUGACAGCCAAAUAAAGAUGCUUUGACUAAACCCCAAACCAAACCCACUGCCACUGAGUUGAUUCCUGCUCAAAGCGACCCUAUAGGACACAGUAGAACUGCCCCAUACAGUUUCCAAGGCAUAAAUCUUUACAGAAGCAGACUGCCACGUCUCUCUUCUGCAGAACAGCUGGUGGGUUUGAACUGCUGACCUUUGGCUAGAAGCUGAGUGCUUUAACCACUAUGCCACCAAGGCUCGUGUUUUGACUAGUAUAGUUUUUACACUGAACUAUUUGCUAAGAUGAAAGACAUUAGUUAAAGACAGUGAUUAAUACAUUCUUAAGUUAUAAAUAGCAAGUAUAUGAAAAUCCCAAUUUAUUACUGCUUUAAGGGUGUUUUCAUAGUGGUGGAGGG
Molecule: messenger RNA, 11949 nt
Organism: Loxodonta africana (African savanna elephant)
Lineage: Eukaryota; Metazoa; Chordata; Mammalia; Proboscidea; Elephantidae
Gene: CD101
Product: CD101 molecule
Exons: 9
Coding region: 120-3188 (1022 amino acids)
Cellular component (GO): membrane
Molecular function (GO): hydrolase activity, acting on carbon-nitrogen (but not peptide) bonds, in cyclic amides
Source: RefSeq, a predicted model, not a curated record